Eucalyptus grandis is the source of this 4433-nucleotide messenger RNA. RefSeq names its product LEAF RUST 10 DISEASE-RESISTANCE LOCUS RECEPTOR-LIKE PROTEIN KINASE-like 2.1. NCBI's taxonomy places the organism in Eukaryota, Viridiplantae, Streptophyta, Magnoliopsida, Myrtales, Myrtaceae. Gene Ontology annotation, molecular function: ATP binding; polysaccharide binding; protein kinase activity. Gene Ontology annotation, biological process: protein phosphorylation. The record is from RefSeq and is a predicted model, not a curated record. The coding region runs from base 159 to 1997 and encodes 612 amino acids. The transcript has 3 exons.
GUUGGUACUCACCAAUCUAGCUACUGAGCUUUGUCCUCAGCUACUAUUCUUUCUCGGCUCAUUCUCGCUCUCAUCACCUAUUAGUCAAACAACUCCUCACUGGUCCAGUCAACACUAUUUUCUCACAUCCACCCUCACUCUCCACCACACACCCACCAAUGCGCCGCCUCCUCCUCCUCCCCCUCGCGGCGACGGCGGCCACCCUCCUCCUCUUCUGCCCGGCGGCAGCGUCGUCUCCCCCCACUGACAAAUCCCUCUUCAACUGCACCGGAGUCUUCAGCUGCGGCCCCCUCGUAAACGUCUCCUACCCCUUCACCGGCGGCGACCGCCCCGCCCACUGCGGUCCGCCGGAGUUCCGCCUCAGCUGCAUCGACGGCUCCCCGGAGCUCACCGUCGACUUCCUCACUUACCGCGUCCUCGCACUCGACCAGGCUGGCCAAUCGCUCACGCUCUCGAGAACCGAUCUCUACAACAACACCUGCCUGCAGCAGUACGCCAACACCACUCUUAACUCCACCAUCUUCACCUUAGCUAGCGACGACCAAGACUUGACCUUCUUUUAUGGUUGUUCGACGUCCAUGAUCGCCAAGCCCGAGAAUCUGUUCAAUUGCGAGAUCAGUGGGACCGUGACGAGCAACUAUUAUUUGAUCGGUGCUGUCGCAACUGAUCCGAUUCUUAACGUGAGCAAGUGUAAUGUGAGCGUCACGGUCCCAAUUCUGCAAUCCGCGGUGAUCAUGCUCACCGCAAACCGGUCGGCGCUCAGAGAGGCUCUGAUGGAGGGUUUUGCGGUGAAUUACUCGAAUCCGUACGAGGAUCAGUGCGUGAUGUGUGGUGGGAUUGGUGGGGAGUGUGGGUUUGACUCUGAUCAGGGGAAGCCUAUUUGUAUUUGUGGUGACCAAAUUUGUUCCACAUCCACUGCAGGAUCCAACAUUUGGAGAAAACUUCUCAUAGGUGGAGUGCUUGUUAUUGGUGUGUCAAUAUUUGCAAUUGCCAUCAUUUUCACAUGGAAGGUUCUACUCUUCAAGAACAAGAAAGAUCACGAAGUUGAGCAACUGAUAGGAAUCCUUGGAUCUCUUGUUCUGAGAAGAUACCGAUAUACCGAUUUGAAGAAAAUGACAAAAUCAUUUUCAGAGAAAGUUGGUCAAGGAGGAUUUGGUGCAGUGUAUAAAGGAAAGACUAGAGAUGGUUGUUUUGUGGCAGUGAAAAUUCUGAAAGAGUUGAAAAGCAGCCCAAAAGAAUUUAUCAAUGAAGUUGUGAGCAUUAGUAGAACUUCUCACAUUAAUGUUGUCAGUCUCUUAGGUUUUUGUUACGAAGGGAAGAAGAGAGCUCUAAUAUUUGAGUACAUGCCUAAUGGUUCGUUGGAUAAGUUCAUAAAUUCGGGAAAAGCUUUAAAUAUGAGUAGUUCCUUGGAAUGGAAGAUAAUAUAUAAAAUUGCAAUUGGCAUUGCUCAUGGGCUAGAAUAUUUGCACCAAGGCUGCAAUACCAGAAUCUUGCAUCUUGAUAUAAAACCUCAUAACAUCUUGCUCGAUAGAGAGUUUAACCCCAAGAUUUCGGAUUUUGGCCUUGCUAAACUUUGUCAUGGACGAGAGAGUGCUGUAUCAACUCUUGGCAUGAGAGGAACGGUCGGAUUUAUUGCACCAGAAGUUGUUUGUCAAAACUUGGGGAGAGUCUCUCACAAGUCUGAUGUUUAUAGUUACGGAAUGUUGGUUCUUGAUAUGGUAUGCAUAAAAAAUCAUGACAUCAAAAUGUCCAACAGCAGUGAAAAAUACUUUCCGGAAUGGAUUUAUAGGAAUUUAGAGCUCGGCAAAGAUAUCAAAUUGCCGAUGAAUGUGACAAAGGAGGAGGAAGUGCUGGCGAUGAAGAUUAUCAUUGUGAGUUUGUGGUGCAUUCAAACUAGGCCAUGUGAUAGACCACCAAUUAGGAAUGUGGUAGAAAUGUUGGGAGGAAGCUUGGAAUCAUUGCAAAUGCCACCGAAGCCCAUCUUGUAUUCUCCAUAACAAGAAAUGUCGCAACACUAGGAAAUGACGAUGUCAAAUUCUAAUGAGAGCCAUGAGGAGGACAGGAUAUUGAAUAAUUUAGAGGAAAACAACAAUUGAUGAUAAAGUUGUAGUGCACGACAUAAGUCCUUGAGGUAAUUGUCAUGCCUUAGUUUAGGUUGAAUAUGUUUGUGAUAUCCAGGAUUUCCAUAUUUAUAAUUAUGUAAUAUUCAGAAAUUCAUGUUAUGAUAAUAAUACUUAGAUUUUGAGCUAAGUAUUAUUUGUCUUAGUAUUCAAACGAGCACACGGAAACUUUAAUCGAAUUGUAAACGUUCAUGGGAUGAGGCCGGUAAUUUUCAUGAAUGUAAAUCGUUUCGGGUUCAAUGUGUGAACCAAAUUAUGUGUGUACUAAUAAUAGAACGGUAUUACUUAAAUUACUAUAGUCUUACUAAUUAAUGAUUGUUAUUAAUCGCAUAAGUUUUAGUUAAUUGAUAAUAAUAUUGUUGAAUAAUUUAUGUUAAUAGUGCUAGAAGAAGGAGUAUGUUCUGCUUACUACAUUUUCUUCAUUGAAAAAUUUAUUAGUUAGAAUUAGAAGUGCCGAAUGUUUUUGAACAAAGCUUUGCAUGGCCAUGUGUCUUACAAAGUAAGAUUUUGUGGCUAAAUUCUUCCUACAUCUAAAUUAAGUGAUAAUUAUUCUAAGAUGACUCAUUUUCUUCAUGCAUUCCCCUUGGCCACGUGGAAGGGCCUUGCUUUGCAUCAUUGCCACAUUAAGCUAAAGAUUUAUAUGCAAAUUUACACCUAGCAUUGCAAGAAAUCAAAUUAUCUUAAUUAAAUUUGACAGAACUCAUUUUACUUUGUCAAAGACCCAUUUUUCGUCUCUUUCAAAACUCAAAUAGAAGCUGCAUGUGUUAGUUUUGCUUUUCAAUCUAAGAAUUUAGAGAGUUUUGUACUCAAGUGCAAUUAAGGUGGUAAAGACAGUCGGUGGUUUGUGGUUUGCAUUCAUUCGAGGUAAAUGAAAUUUCUAGGGUUAAGUUAGCUUAAAUAUACUUAAUUACUUCUAUCUUAAUUGGUUGGGUGACAGGUGAGGUCUUGAUGUGGGUAUGGUGAUUGUUAAGUGGCUUGAUAAUUUCUUGCAAGUUCAUUCUGCUUCGCCUUGGUUCGUUCUAUUUCGUUCUAUGUGAUUCUGGGUAGUCAGAAUUUGCUCAUUUUGCCAUCUUUGUCUUGGUAACUUAUUUCAUGUUCGUUCUACUUCUUUCUACCUCAUUAUGGGUAGUUAGAAUCUGGGCAUUCUACCAUCCUUGACUUGAUAACCCAUUGUAUGUUUGUUCUGUUUCUUUCUGCCUUAUUCUGGGUAAUUAGAAUUUGGUCAUUCUUCCAUCAUUGACUUGAUAACCUAUUGCAUGUUUGUUCUGCUUCAUUCUACUGGAAUUCUACCAGUCAGAAUCUAUUUGUUUCACUUGUUUCUACUAGAAUUUCCCAAGAUAGAAUUUGUCCAUUUGUGAGUCUGCUCAAAUCUAUUCAUUGGUGAGUCUAUUCACUUGCUGAAUUUGCCAACUUGUGAAUCUAUUUGUUGAAUAGUCUGUUUAUUGGUUCAGGCAGACUUUAUUGAAUUUGAAUCUAAUUCUCAUUGGAUCCGUUUAUCUAUUGACUCUGUCCAUUGCUAAAUCUAUCCAUUUAUAAGUUUGUUCAUUGUUGGAUCUGUUCUUUUGUUCUAUGAGCUAUUAUCAAGCCAAAAAUUUACCCUUUUAAUUGUUCAGACUUCACGAUCAUAAUGUAUUUGUUCACCCAGACUCAAAAUGUACCCAUUUGAUUUACCAGAUUUUGAUGUCCAGAACCUGCUCAAUGCUUAGACUCAAAAUAUAUCCAUUUGAUUUACCAGUUAUUGAUGUCCAGAACUUGCUCAAUAUUUAGACCCAAAACAUAUCCAUUUGAUUUACUAGAUUUUGAUGUCUAGAACCUACUCGAUGUCUAAACUCAGAAUGUACUCAUUUGAAUGUCCAGACUUUAAUAAAUAGAAUAUGUCUGUGUGUUAUUCCACAUGUGGUUAUUUGACAAAUGCACUAAAUUGAGUUGAGAUAUGUGUGCUAUGCUUGAGAGUAUGCAUAUAUUAUGGCUUGAAUAAAGUUAAUGUGAUUCCGUCACUUGUAUAGCGGUGAGUCAUGAUGCUCCGUGUCUCGGGAUGCCUCGGGGAGUGUUUCGGGAUGACUCGGGAGUCAAGAUACCCCAUGGGUCGGAAUGCCCUGUGGUGGAAAUUUGCAAGAUGUCUCAAAGUUGAGAUGCUCCGUGUGCGGGAUGCCCCGGGAGUGUUUGGGAGGAUGAAGCAUUAAUGAAUGUAAUGCAUUAUCAUUGGUAGAACCAAAUCAUUGUGUGAAACAUGAUGUGCACAUGCAUAAGUCUGGAUGGACGGUCUGUUGGUUAACAAUUUUUGUGGUAGAUGAACAUGAAAGGUAAAGUCUA